CACCACCGGUUAGGUCUCGACACGCAGCAGACGAGUACUUUAUGCUUUUGGAGUGAAACCUAUAUGGAAAAACUGCAAAAUAUGCCAGCCUGUAUUUAGUCCUGUCUGUGUGAUACCAGGAAGCUGUUUGCAGAUAAUACCGCAGCCCCAGCCUGAGUUGCCGGCAGUCUGACAGCCAGGCCUCUUGCCCGACGUGUGGGACCGCGGCCCGGAAACAGCAGCCUGGUCUGGCGCACGCCUCAGGAGUCAACGUGCUGCGAGGCUCACCAUGAAGCAGGCUCUGGCUCUCCUUGGCCUGGCCUUCCUGUCGGUGCUCCGGGCUGGGGGCGCUCAGCAGACGGUGGACGACACCUGCUCCGUGCAGAUUCUCGUCCCCGGCCUCAAAGGGGAUGCUGGAGAGAAGGGGGACAAAGGCGCACCAGGACGGCCUGGAAGAGUCGGCCCCACGGGAGAGAAAGGAGACGUGGGUGACAAAGGACAGAAAGGCGGCGUGGGGCGCCAUGGAAAAAUCGGUCCCAUUGGUUCUAAAGGCGAGAAAGGAGAUUCUGGUGACAUAGGACCCCCUGGCCCUAAUGGAGAACCAGGCAUCCCGUGUGAGUGCGGCCAGCUGAGGAAGGCCGUCGGGGAGACAGACAACCAGGUCGCGCAGAUCACAGCGGAGCUGAAGUUCAUCAAACACGCCGUCGCCGGCGUGCGCGAGACGGAGCAGAAGAUCUACCUGCUGGUGAAGGAGGAGAAGCGGUACGUGGAUGCACAGCUGGCCUGCCAGGGCCGGGGCGGCACGCUGGGCAUGCCCAAGGAUGAGGCCGCCAACGGGCUGCUGGCCGCCUACAUCGCGCAGGCCGGCCUGGCCCGCGUCUUCAUCGGCAUCAACGACCUGGAGCGGGAGGGCACCUUUGUCUACGCGGACCGCUCGCCCAUGCAGACCUUCAGCCAGUGGCGCAGCGGGGAGCCCAACAACGCCUAUGACGACGAGGAUUGCGUGGAGCUGGUGGCUUCCGGGGGCUGGAACGACGUGGCCUGCCACCUCACCAUGCACUUCCUCUGCGAGUUCGACAAGGAGCACGUGUAGCGGGGGCCCUGCUGCUCCAGCAUCGGCGGCCCCUCCGCCACCGGGUGGCUGCCGGCUGCCACCACGGGUGGGAGGCUCUGCCCGCCACGUGGUCCCCAAGCAGGAGUGCGGGGUCCCCGGUAAAGGCUCCUUUUCUGAAUCUUAGAGAAUGGUGCAUGCUUGGGCGAAAAAGAAGAAGAAAAAAAAAAACGUGUUUCUGGGUACUACGUCUGAAGAACUAGAGUUUUAUUAUUUGUAGUGUAGACAAAAUGUUCGUUAUGUAAUUAUUACUCAGAAUCGCUCUUGGCUUUGUGCAAAGCAUGAAACGAGAUCUUUAAAUGUUAUAACAGUUAAGUACAAACAAUGGUAGAGGGGUCUUCAAUGACUACCUUCCUUUUAAUUUCUAUAUGGAAAAGAAUCCUCUUAGCUUAGAUCAAUGCUUCUGUAAAUGUGGAAACAAUUUUGCUUUGCUGCGGAU
Messenger RNA from Lagenorhynchus albirostris (white-beaked dolphin), 1529 nucleotides. RefSeq names its product collectin subfamily member 11 (gene COLEC11). Bases 269 to 1072 code for a protein of 267 amino acids. The record is from RefSeq and is a predicted model, not a curated record. The transcript is spliced from 8 exons. NCBI's taxonomy places the organism in Eukaryota, Metazoa, Chordata, Mammalia, Artiodactyla, Delphinidae.